AUGCAGCGUCUUAGUUCAUGGUUUGAACAGCUGCCUUUGCGACGUCGUGGAUCUCGAAGAUCAGAGAAUUGUAGUUCACUAUCACAUCCACACAAAAGGCAAUCCAAAUCAGCAGCACCACGACUUCAUCAUAGUGUCAGUGCCGCACAGAAUCAUAAUCAUCGAGAUCAUUCUGUUGAUGCUCCGUCGCAAUCUCUGGUUAUUAAUGAUCAGCUACAUGUAAUAAUGCCGUCUUCUUGGAACAGGCAAGAAACGGUAAGUCAAUCAUGUCGCGAUGGUUCCAAACUUGCCACAUCCUUCUUACAGUCAUUUUCCGCGUCAACCAGUUCUGGACGAAAAAAUAUACGUACAAAUCCAUGGAUUUCACACAGUCGCCCAUUGAUUCAGACUAUUGCUUAUCAGGAACCAAAAUCCGCUAAUGAACUGAUAUAUGCAUCGAUAGAUCGUACCGCAUCAUUUCGUAUCAAAAAUUUGGAUGAAAGCAUUUACAGUUCCGGUUAUGGCAGUCAAGACAGCAGUCCGGAAUCGUCAGUGCACACGCCGGAUUGGAAACCAUCGAUCAUAACUGGAAAGCGUGGUCGAUUAGAGGAUAAAGCGGUGGAAUGCAAUUUAAUUGAUGUCGAUGAAGCUUUAGAAUUAGAUUUGGAAGAUAAAUCGGAAAUGGAAGAUCUGAAAACAAUCGAUGAUAGGGAACAGCUUCACAAAGAUGAUGAGCAUGUAUAUCAUGAACUAGAGGCCUUCAGUGGAUUGUCAUUACCAUUGGAUAAUCAGAUAUAUUCAUCGGAUUCGGAAAUUGGUGGCUCAUCAGAUGGAUCGCUGCACUCCUCCCGAUGCUUGUCACCGAUUUACACCCAACCAAACCAUGACCAUUAUAGCCCACAUUACUGUCAUUAUCAGUGCGAAAGACGUGAGGAAGACCGAGUAACUGAGUAUCCGAACGUAGCGUCCAGUUUCACCUAUAUCCCUUGUGCUAACUACAGGCCACCACCCGAAUUUCACCCUCCUCCCCCACCACCACCCCCACGAACUCUACCAUCGCUACCACCGCCUCGAAGAACAAACAAUCUGGAAGAAGCUGAACUGGAUUUCCUGACUGAAUUGGACGCGCAGAUUGCUGAAUUACAAUUGAAAAGUGUAGAGGUACGUCAACUUGUGGAAGAGGCCCGUGAGCGCCGCAAUGCACGUGCUCGUAAUGCCCAAUUAUAUCACGAGUUAGCCGAGCUGAAACGAAUGAAAUGGGUGCUACACAAUUAUUUCGAGUUAGUACUCUGA
Messenger RNA from Cercopithifilaria johnstoni, 1272 nucleotides. The record is from the annotation of a GenBank genome assembly. NCBI's taxonomy places the organism in Eukaryota, Metazoa, Nematoda, Chromadorea, Rhabditida, Onchocercidae.